AUGGUCAUUGGAUAUGGUCCCGUGACAACAAUAUCUCGCAUCGAUGUUUCAGGCCUUAAUGGGGAUUAUAUUACUAGUGCAAGUGAAAAGGAAGAGAGUUUCAUGCAUGAUUCAGAGAGAGCAAAGGAGCUCAAAGCUUUUCAUGACACAAAACUUGGUGUGAAAGGACUUGUUGAUGCAAGAAUUACACUAUUCCUUGGAAGCAUUGAUGAAGAUCCAACUGAACGCAAAAGGGUGAUUGAGAGAGUGAAAGAAAACAUCAAAGAUUUGAGGUUUCUUUCAGAUUGUGAAUCAUGGCAUCCAGAGAUUAAUCUAAAGGAGAUGAUAUAUGGGAGCUAA
This is a messenger RNA of Sphenostylis stenocarpa, 339 nucleotides long. The record is from the annotation of a GenBank genome assembly. Lineage: Eukaryota; Viridiplantae; Streptophyta; Magnoliopsida; Fabales; Fabaceae.